UCCCGCAGCGGCCUCCACGUCCUGGACUCGCUGGGGCUUCACAUGCCCGGUCCGGGUAUCGGUGCCCCUGCAGCCUGAGGGAUGCGAGCAGGCACAGGGCAGGAGUCUCCACACGGGGGGAGGCGGGAGCUGCCCUCUCUGGCCAAGCCUAGGAGGCAGCAGCCAAUGGGAUGCAAUUAGAGGGCCUGCCAAGACCCCACGCCGUCCCCCUGAGCACCCAUGCACUGCCCACCACAGCCAUGGAGCCGCCACCCUUAAGUUCUCUUCUCAGCAUCUCGUCUGGACCAAGCAUUGUGCUCGUAUUGGCUGAACUCAACGAAGUGCCGCGGGGAAACAGGAGACAGAGCAGGGCCAGGGCCCUCAGCUCAGAGGUGCAGCUGCAGGCUCCACGGAGUGCAAACAGUGGGUCCUGGGAAGGCAGGAAGAGACCUCCGUUUCCCCACGUGUAAGAUGGAAACAACGCCAUGGAUGUCCCAGAACCGGGACUUCCUCCCAGAACGCGCUUGCACAGAGGACUCCUCCGAUGAUGUGAGAAAAGUUCAGAGAAGGGAGAAAAACCGCAUCGCUGCCCAGAAGAGCCGGCAGCGGCAGACGCAGAAAGCCGACACCCUGCACUUGGAGAGCGAGGACCUGGAGAAACAGAACGCGGCUCUACGCAAGGAGAUCAAACAGCUCACGGAGGAGAUGAAGUACUUCACGUCGGUGCUGAGCAGUCACGAGCCCCUGUGCUCCGUGCUGGCCACCAGCGCGCCCUCGCCCCCCGAGGUGGUGUACAGUGCCCACGCCUUCCACCAGCCUCACGUCAGCUCCCCGCGCUUCCAGCCCUGAGCGUCGGCACCAGGAGCCAGCACAGCCCCGUCCCCCACUGGCCCGCCAGGCCUGGAAGGGCACACAGACUGUGGCCUCGCUGCCUUGCCCCUCCCAGCACUCCCUGCACCUGGAGAGCCGGAGGCAAGGACGGAACAGAAGAGGGCUGUGGCGGCCCGAGGGGCACGAGGCCUCCCAGCCUUGGGGCAGCUGUCAGCUUGGGCUGGACCGUGGAGGUGGGAGGCCGAGCCCGAGGAGAAUGGAGCUUGCAGCCCAAAUCCCACGGCACAGAGGGAGGAGGGCUGGGCAGGGUGGUUUUUCUAAAUAAACGUCUGAAAAGAA
Messenger RNA from Oryctolagus cuniculus (rabbit), 1149 nucleotides. Lineage: Eukaryota; Metazoa; Chordata; Mammalia; Lagomorpha; Leporidae. The record is from RefSeq and is a predicted model, not a curated record.